CCACUACGACCCUUCAAAACUUCAACUUCCUUCCCUACCUACAUAAAUUCAUUUUCUAUUCACCUCACUCUACUUUGUACAUUCAUCACAUUCACAGCUUCCCAGUUCAAAUAAUUCAUCAAAGUCCAAAAGUCGAAGAAUCCUUUGUCUAGAUCUUCCAGAACACUGUUUGCUUCUUCUACACAAUUGUUUUCAGAAUUUUUAUUUACAUUCCCAUCAGCUAAACCACCUUUGUCCGUUUCUGUCGACCUUACACACUAGUACCAGUAGCUGUUGACUUCUUAUUUACCUACUCACUUACUUGAUUGGGCUUUUGUGCUUCCUAUUCUUUUUAAAAUCAUCAUGAACUUCGCCAUGGAGGAUACUCAGAAUUCCGCCCCAGGAGAUCUUCCACCAGCUCAAGCUGCCAAGCUCGCUCCUCGCAAAGGUCCUGAUGCUCAGAGCACUACAAAACGGUUAGUGCGAAGUCUACUUCCAUCCUCAUAGCCUCUGCAAUACGGCUUGCCAAAAUAUCCAAUACUAAUACCAUUCUAUACUACAGUCUCCAAACAGAGUUGAUGCAAUUGAUGACAUCCGCAGCACCUGGCAUCUCCGCAUUUCCUUCCGCAGACGGGAAUCUUCUUUCCUGGACCGCAACUAUUGAUGGACCUGAUGAUACUCCAUAUGCUUCUAAGAAAUUCAAAUUAUCCUUUGCCUUCCCAUCCAACUAUCCCUACGCACCACCAACUGUGCUUUUCAAGACACCUAUCUAUCACCCUAAUGUCGAUUUCUCCGGCCGAAUCUGCCUGGACAUUUUGAAGGACAAAUGGACAGCUGCUUAUAACAUUCAGACAGUUCUGUUGAGUUUGCAAAGUCUUUUGGGAGAGCCAAACAAGUAUGUUGAUUCAUGUUGGGACGGGUGAUUGAGUGUCUAGACUAGUACUAAUAUACAUCGACAGUGCAUCACCAUUGAACGGCGAGGCCGCAGAGUUAUGGGACAAGAACCCCGAGGAGUUCCAAAAGAAAGUCAAUGGUCGUCACCAGGACAUUGAUGAUGAAUGAUUUUUCUAGAAAAGGAGGGUGAACACCGUCAUUCAGAUACCCGGCGUCAAUAUGUUAUGAAUUGGAGAUUAUGCAUAAUGGACUGUUGUCCAUGUCUCAGCUUGAGUAUCGGGUUGUUAUUGCAUUCUCAGGAUAUUACAGGAGGGCGUCUCAAUGGGGCUUCGGGGGCUGUAUCCCUUAUUUUGGUCCUUCAAUAAAUACAAAACAAACGCAUUGUCGAAUACCCUUGAA
Sclerotinia trifoliorum is the source of this 1272-nucleotide messenger RNA. The record is from the annotation of a GenBank genome assembly. Lineage: Eukaryota; Fungi; Ascomycota; Leotiomycetes; Helotiales; Sclerotiniaceae.